UGAGAAUCCUCUGUUCCCAUCUAUUUGCAUGCCCCAUACCUCUGGGGUAUGGCAGUGAACUCGGAGUAUAUAUUUGACCUGUGUUCCGUUAUGGUUGCCCAUCGCUGUUGUUUCUGAGUGACGAUAGUAUAGCUCUCGAAUCUUGCAUACCUAUGUGAUUUCUCUCAAGACGCUUGUUCCUGUCUCAUCAACCAUCCAAGCACAUACGCAGCAAUGGCACCACGUACAUCAACCAUGAUCAAUCUCAUCUCUUGGACCGACAUCCCAGUAACAGACAUCUCACGGGCUAAAGAGUUCUACUCCACCAUUUUCGGGUGGACCUUCCCAACCUUCGGUCCUCCUCCAACCGAGCCCGUCACUCAAGCUCUCUUUAAGAAAGGUUCCAUGAACGGCUCAUUCAUCCUUGUUGAACCCGAGAAGAUGAUUUCUUCCGUUACAUCUGAGGAGAGUUGUGUAGCUGUGAGGGUCACGAUCACUGUCGAGAGCGUGGACGAGAAGAUCGUGGAAAUCGAGAAAGCGGGUGGGAAGUUGUAUUUGCCGAAGAAGGAACUCCCUGGUGGUAGAGGGUUUACGCUUUUCUUUACUGAUACUGAGGGAAAUGUUAUGGGGCUUUGGUCUAAGGAAUAGUGCGUGGUGAGCUGAUG
Molecule: messenger RNA, 644 nt
Organism: Mollisia scopiformis
Lineage: Eukaryota; Fungi; Ascomycota; Leotiomycetes; Helotiales; Mollisiaceae
Product: Glyoxalase/Bleomycin resistance protein/Dihydroxybiphenyl dioxygenase
Exons: 4
Coding region: 214-627 (137 amino acids)
Source: RefSeq, a predicted model, not a curated record